AUGCCUAGUAACUAUCAGGCAACCCAGAACGUCCCAGCUAUAGGAUUAUUAUCCACACUAAGUUUGUUGCAAACUGAAUCGACAAUUCAAAAAUCGGCGCGGGGACCAUCCUCCAAACCGCUGACUAAGCCAACCGAUGACGAUGGAGUGAAACAGAAUUUGGUGACUGGAGCACGAGCAUCCAAAUUGGCCAAGUACGAGACCCUCGGUUUCCGAAUUCAUAACACCGCCGCCGGGAGCAGCAACAGCGGAGCUGAAACCCGGUUGAUCCUGCGGCCGCAAACCGCUCCGAGCGAUCUCUAUCCAGUCUAUCGAUUUUAUAGUCCAGUUGCUAGAGCAUAUUUGACCGCAUCUGAAGAGGAUCGUCUGAUAACGGCCAGCAUCAAAAAUCCAUUCAGCGCGUUAAUUGAAUGGGAAUGGAUCAGUGUGCCGACAUAUUCCGGCACCUAUAUGAGACAUGUUCAUUCCCAACGCUACUUAUGCUUCAAUAAAAACGGACGCCCUAUCUUGUUGAAAAACGCUUACUUCCCUCGAUGUUUGUUACGAAUCAACGCGUUUGUGAACGUAUCCAGUAAAUUUCACAACUCCAUAUCACGGGAUCGAAUAAUGCCUGGUACCACACUCAACCUUCGCGGGACAAGAACUGUACCGAAAUCACAUAAAUCCGUGUCCAAUUCUCUCAGUCAUUCCAUCACGGUAAACGUUACCGAGCACAAACAUGGUCUAAAUCAUAACAGUACAGGUCUGAUCUCCGGUAAAUCCCACAGUGGCUCCAUCACUCGCGUGAAACAGAUCAGUCGUGAAGUGCCCCGAAUCGGUCCCGUGCCCGUACCGCAACUUGUCUGGAUCGGUACCGCGGCUCAUUUGCCACCUUGGCGAGUUCAAUUCUGUGCCAGUGGACUUCCAUUCACACAGCUGAAACCGGGACACGGUCGAUGUCCUUUUUUACACUUACCCCGACUAUCGGAGGUGUUUAUUUUGCAACCGAAAAUUUCAGCCAGAUGCAUGUCUGCUUGUCGAAUUCCGGAAGGAGUGAGAACGAAAAACGUAACCCAUGGUGGUGUUGAAAAAUGUCCGAAAGAAUGUUUACAGGAAGGCGUAUCUCACCUGAUGGGUAGUGGUAAAGUUUCCCGGGUGAACUUUACCGGUAUUUCGACCCCUCACUAG
This is a messenger RNA of Echinostoma caproni, 1167 nucleotides long. Lineage: Eukaryota; Metazoa; Platyhelminthes; Trematoda; Plagiorchiida; Echinostomatidae. The record is from the annotation of a GenBank genome assembly.